Messenger RNA from Brassica oleracea var. oleracea, 1373 nucleotides. Its product is annotated as PLASMODESMATA CALLOSE-BINDING PROTEIN 3-like. The coding region runs from base 96 to 1133 and encodes 345 amino acids. The record is from RefSeq and is a predicted model, not a curated record. The transcript is spliced from 4 exons. Lineage: Eukaryota; Viridiplantae; Streptophyta; Magnoliopsida; Brassicales; Brassicaceae.
AACCAUUCUAUCUUUCUUCUACCAUAUCCCAAGACUACCCGACAAGUCUCUCUCUCUUUUCAAGAUCUUCAACUACACAAGGAACAAAUAAAGAAAUGGCUCACAUUGUUGCUCGUCGAUAUUUUCAGAUCAUGCUUCUAUGUCUUCUAAUCAGUUCACCUCUAGAUGUUAUAGCUCAGGGAGGACAAGCUGGUGAUAUACCAGUGGUUAAUCCUACAUCUCCAGGUGGCGAUACCACCACACCAACCAUUACCCAACCAUCACCGCCUUCCUCAACGUUUCCAGGUCCAGUCACAAACCCAAAUCCACCAACUGGUGGCUAUCCACCGUUAGAUGGUACAACACCAACCGGUGGUGGCUAUCCACCACUUGAUGGUACCACACCGACCGGUGGCGGCGGCUAUCCACCACUUGAUGGUACUACACCAACAGGUGGUGGUGCACCUGGUGGUGGAGGUGGAGGUGGCGACACUGGUCCAGGUGCUGGUGGUGGUGGUGCACCUGGUGGAGGCGGAGGUGGUGACACCGGCGCAGGUGGUGGCGGUGGUGCACCUGGUGGAGGCGGAGGUGGUGACACCGGUGCAGGUGGUGGUGACACUGGUGGAGGUGGUGGUGGCGGUAGUGGCCAGUGGUGUAUAGCUAAAGCAAAUGCUUCGCCAACAUCAUUACAGGUGGCUUUGGAUUACGCUUGUGGGUAUGGAGGAGCUGAUUGCGGCCAGAUCCAGCAAGGUGCAAGCUGUUACGAGCCUAGCACUAUUCGUGAUCAUGCUUCAUUUGCUUUUAAUAGUUAUUACCAGAAGCAUCCUGGUUCAGACAGCUGCAAUUUUGGAGGGGCUGCACAACUUACCAGCACAGAUCCAAGUAAAGGAAGCUGUCGCUUCUCAGCGUCAUCAGGAACAGUAAGCACAAGCCCGCCAAGCCAACCGAGUCCACCAGAUUUCAACUCCCCACCUUCUACUUCUACCUUCCCACCGCCAAUAACAACUCCAACUACAGGCAUGCCUGGUUCAGGACCACCCUUCGGCGUGGCAGAGCCAACGGGGCUUCCGAGUUCAGCAACUCAUGCGUCGCAUAGCUUCAUUUCAUUUUUUACAGCAGUUGGGAUACUACUACUGAGGCAAUAUUAUCUUUAAACAGACAGAGGGUCUCAGGGUUUCAAUCAUUCCCUGCAAAUUACGAAGUCGUGAUCAGCAAGAAGAUUUAUAAUCCAAGACCACCUUUACUCUCAUCAUCUUUUCUCUUGAUAUAGUUCAUAAAUAUAUUUAUUUAGUAGGAGAUAUUACAAAAUCAAAGGGCUUAGAUUAUUAUAAACAUUCUUGUAGACACGUUAAGCGUAAUGUACCUCUCCACAGUUUUAGAGAAUAAAAAUACUU